Messenger RNA from Darwinula stevensoni, 588 nucleotides. NCBI's taxonomy places the organism in Eukaryota, Metazoa, Arthropoda, Ostracoda, Podocopida, Darwinulidae. The record is from the annotation of a GenBank genome assembly.
AUGGAUAGACGAAGCAGCGUGCUGAAAAUUCUCUUGCAGAUGUAUUACAUUUUCUCCCUCCUGGUGAGCCUGACAUUCUUGAGCGGGCAGGUGGAGUGGAAGUCCGGAUUGGCGGCUCUUACCCCGCGGUACAUCUCGGAAACCGCAUAUACCGAUCUUUCAAUCGCGAACGUGGUUCUCUCCAUCUUGUGGAUCAUAUCUGAUUCCCUGCUCAUCCUUGGAAUUCUUACGAGGAAGAGGAUGCUGAUGAUUCCGUGCCUGGCGCUGUCUUUCCUGUGGCUGACAGUGGGGACGAUAGCUGCGAUAGCAUUUUUCGCCAUUGGACUUGCCCCUGUCGCAGAUGACGUUGUGUUCCUCACCGUUCUGGCCACCGUUUUCGUCUUUGUCUAUUGCAUUGGAGUCUACUUAUUCCUGGUCGUCUACUCAUGUUUCAAGGAACUCGAGAGUCUGGUGCCACCUGGAGAGACCCAAGCCAUCCAACCGAUUUCCGAGAACGUCUCGCUAGGAUACGCCCAGAUUCCCACCACGAAGGACGCUUAGUGAUCUCUGAUGUCGAUGUGCUUUUUUUGUGUUCUUUCCGUUGCCAGG